UUCCUCUGCAGGGCAAUAACAAACGUUACAACAUAUACUCAUUGUCACAGUUCCUGCUUUGGAUUUGUUUCCUGCUUUGGGCAGUCUCAUUAGUAUUAGGCUGCGUUUAGGCCAACAGUACCCCAGCCCUUUCAUUUCUUUGAACGGAGCUAAUCCUGCGGAGUCAACGCGGGGCUCCGGGAAAACAACGCCUGUCACUACCAACAAGUUGAACCAGCAGACAGACGGGUUUGCGGAGGUUCCUCCCUCCAGCUGGUAUGCUGUCCAACAGCUUUAAAAGACGAGGCAAACUGCAGCCGAGUAAGAAGACAACAGCGUUGGACAGUGUUUUGCUUCAAUGGCAGCCUUUUCAGCGGUGUGGAUUCCCAUGCUGCCCCUGCUACAGCUGGCCUUCUGUUCUGUCAUCUCCAGACAUGCUCCAGGAGAUCCAGUGCUGCUGGACGAGCAGUCAGCAUCCUCCUUCCUGUCCCGCUCACUGCUCUAUAACAGCUGGGACUUUGAGAUAGUGGUGGCUGACAAUCUGGAGAGGGAGUGUGCAGAAGAGAAGUGCAGCUAUGAGGAGGCCAGAGAGGUGUUUGAGGACGACACCCAGACGGAAUUGUUUUGGACCAGCUAUGUCGACAGUCAAGCAUAUGCACCCAAAGUGGAUGUGUCAGGGCUGGUGGCAGGGAUCCUGGCUGUCCUAGUGUCUGCUGUUAUUGCCACUGUGCUUGGAAUCUACUGCUACAAAGCCAAGAACAAAGCUGGACGGAGAGCUCCGGUGAGGAUGGCAGCAGAUGGGCGUCCAGCCCCAGAGACGGUGCCUCUGGCUGGUAUCUUCUCCCCAGGUCUACCCAGCUACAAUGAGGCUUUGAACCGCAGUGGGCAACACGAUGCCGCCCCACCACCUUAUUCAGGGGGUGCGCCAUCAGAACCUGCUGAUCCCGGAGACAACGAAUGAGAGGGCUGGCAGAGCCUCUUCAAUAAGGUUGAUGCGCACUGGUGGUUUGAGUAAACUUUCGAAUAUUGCAUGUUUUUUGAUAUACUGUAUUUAUAAGAUAAGUUAAGACACAAUUCCUAGAUACACACUACUGACAUUAUGAUCUGCAUAUUGGCUGACCAGUAGUACAGAUGUGAUGCUAAAAGUGGGUAUAGAUGAGGGUGUGGUUGCACUGUACACCAAUCUGUGUUGAGUUUGUAAGGUAUACUUGAU
Cottoperca gobio is the source of this 1192-nucleotide messenger RNA. It is a transcript of the gene prrg2, whose product is annotated as proline rich Gla (G-carboxyglutamic acid) 2. Bases 338 to 940 code for a protein of 200 amino acids. The record is from RefSeq and is a predicted model, not a curated record. The transcript is spliced from 9 exons. Gene Ontology annotation, cellular component: extracellular region; plasma membrane. Gene Ontology annotation, molecular function: calcium ion binding. NCBI's taxonomy places the organism in Eukaryota, Metazoa, Chordata, Actinopteri, Perciformes, Bovichtidae.